This is a messenger RNA of Hymenoscyphus albidus, 2756 nucleotides long. The record is from the annotation of a GenBank genome assembly. NCBI's taxonomy places the organism in Eukaryota, Fungi, Ascomycota, Leotiomycetes, Helotiales, Helotiaceae.
GUGCUUGCGAAGUGCUUGCGAUGGGACUGGAUGGGCCUCUCUAGAGUCUAUCCUCCGUACUUUUCGGGGGGCAGGGUGUCGCUGGGUGUCGCUGGGUGAAUUCUGGAGAAGCAGAUGAACAAUCGGGCCAAUGGAGAUGGCCCAUCGCUUUCCCCUUUCGGGGCUUGGAGGCCUUCUCGACCCUCGACCUCGUCGCCGCCCGGUCACUUCUCCGUAGAAAGCUUCUCUCUUUCCCGCCUCGACCUCUCCUUCUCCAUCUUCCGCUGCUUCUGCUUGUUUUUGCUCUUCUUCGCUCUGGCUGUUAGCCGCCACACUCGUUGCCCGCAGCACUAUCACUUUCACCAUCACUAUCACUAUCAGUCACCACCACCACCACUACCAUUCCCCAUUUAAUAUCAAUACUCACCAAGUCACUCGUUUGCGACAAUAGUGUAAUUCCAUUGCUCAUCUCCUCCAGUUACACCAAAAUAGGAGAAGAACGAGGGGUCGGUACGAGUUCUCGAUCCUCUACAGGCAUAACAAGCACGGGAGCACAGGAACAGAGCACAUCCGACGAUGAAGUUUUUGGAUAUUAAGAGUGCCGUGGGCACCGCCAUCCUCUUGAUAUGGACAUUGCCAACCGACGCGAAGCAUGGCCUGCGCAGUCUGUCGCAUGCGCAUAUGGAGCGCUUCGUGAAGCGACACCAGCAUCAGAAACUCCACAUGUCGCCAAGAGCAGACGGUGCUGAGACGACACUGGCGCCUCGUGGAGGAAGUUGUCAAUUCCCUUCAGAUGCGGGAUUGUUCGCCGUGACGCCCGGUUCAAAGAAUGCAGGAUGGGCAAUGAGCCCCGAUCAACCGUGUGAGCCAGGCAGCUAUUGCCCUUAUGCUUGCCCAUCGGGUCAAGUCAUGGCACAAUGGGACCCAUCGGCCACCUCCUACACGUAUCCCCAGUCAAUGGUAUGUAGAAGGGAAACGCUCAUUGUGUUUGACUAACAAUAUGGUAGAACGGAGGUCUCUUCUGUGACAAGAGUGGAAAAGUCACCAAGCCUUUUCCAAACAAGCCAUAUUGUGUUGACGGUUCAGGGACCAUUGGAGUAAAGAACAAUGCUGGAUCGGGUGUUGCUUUCUGCCAGACGGUGCUUCCAGGAAACGAAGCCAUGAUAAUCCCAACCCAUAUAUCAAGCUUCGGGAAAUUGGCUGUACCAGAACCAAGUUACUGGUGUUCCACCGCCGCACAGUAAGUCCCUUUGAUCAAUCUGGUAUUUCGUUUGCUAAUGUUGCAAAGCUACUAUAUCAAUGCUCCAGGAGUAAGCGCUGAGGAGGGUUGUGUCUGGGGUGAUGAAACUAAGCCAAUUGGAAAUUGGGCUCCUUACGUCGCAGGAGCUAAUACUGAUGCCAAUGGACAAACUUUCAUCAAGAUUGGUUGGAAUCCUAUCUGGACUGGUUGUGAUCUUUCCAAGACUCUCCCAAAUUUUGGUAUCAAAAUCGUUUGCGCUGGUUCAGGUUGCAAUGGCACUCCUUGCUCGAUCGAUCCCACGGUCAAUGGCGCGGGUGGGGUCACCAGCGCUCAACAAUCCGUUGGAGCAGGUGGUGCGAGCUUCUGCGUUGUUACCGUUCCCAAAGGCUCCUCUGCAAACGUGGAAGUCUUCUCAGUUGGUGGCGGAGGCGGUUCCAAAGGCGAUGAUAAAGACAGCAAACCAACUAUUAAGGCAGUCGAACCCCCCAAAGAGGAGCCUCCCAAGGAGGAGCCCAAGGAGGAGCCUCCUAAGCCUAGUCCAUCCCCUAGUCCGACACCAACCCCAUCGUCCACCUCAACCACUGAAAAGCCAACAUCGAACUCGACCCCGACUAGUGGGGAACCCAGUUCAACCCCUAGCUCGAGCUCUUCAAGCAGCUCAGAGUCUAGCACCUCAGAACUCAGCACCCAGGAGAGUUCUUCCUCCUCCUCUUCUUCUUCUUCUUCUUCUUCUUCUUCUUCUUCUUCUUCUUCUUCUUCUUCUUCUUUUUCCUCUUCGAAAGCCUCAUCAACGUCAAAAUCGAAAUCCAGCUCCAAAGCAUCCACAACUCCUUAUCCAACAGCAAGAAAUAACCACCAUAUUCUUUUUGAGAACGUAACAUCAAUGGCAAUUCAACCAUCAGCCACUGGAACCACCCCAGUAAACGUCAAUGGUGCGUCCGAACCAACGGCAACAGACACAGCAACAGACGCAGCAGCAAAGAAGAGCGUAGCAGACAAGAUCUCUUCCUCCGGGUCUGCCAUGAUCUUUGGCGCCGUCUUCGCUCUCGUCUCAGCAUGCCUUCUAUAAGCUUGCCAAAGUACGCCAUUGGCAUAGCCAUUGACUGAUGCCAUAUCCACUUUGGAUAACACAUUUACCGACCGUCACGAAACAAAUCUGAUUCUCAACUUGAACAUAUGGCAACUUUAAGUAUUUCUAAAACGUCCGGAUAUACGUAAAUUUUAAUUCUUCGCAUGGAAUUCAUCUAUUUCUUUCAAGAGAGAUCGAGAUUCUUUCACGAGUCCGCUUCCCAACGCAAACUGUACAUUCUGUUGGUUGAAUGGACGGAACACCACCCAUCUUAUGCACAUAUUGUUCAUCAAACGUUCAUCCUGCUGGAGCAGCUGAAGAUGCACCUUGCAAUGUUGGCUGAUACCCUUUUUUGUCGUUUUUAUUGCGCGUCGUUUUUUGAUUUUGCUUUUUGAAAUUUGGCUAUAUAUUGAUUGUUUUUUGCUUGUAUAUUUGAAGAGGAAUUUACUCACUUUUUUGGAUAUGAGA